This is a messenger RNA of Doryrhamphus excisus (bluestripe pipefish), 938 nucleotides long. NCBI's taxonomy places the organism in Eukaryota, Metazoa, Chordata, Actinopteri, Syngnathiformes, Syngnathidae. The record is from RefSeq and is a predicted model, not a curated record.
UUCAAGGUGUGCUGUGUGUCGCAUUGUUUUUUAAACCAUGGCAUGUCCGUUUGUAGAAGACCCUGUAGACGAAGAGGCACGACUACUCAGAAGAGAGCUCCGCAUUCGUAGGGAAGUUAUCCACAGGCCGAGAUUGGACACGCUAUCAUUUCCGGAUAAUUUUCUUUUCGAACGGUACCGCUUCACUUCACCGACCAUCACUUACAUCCAUAAUCUCAUCCGUCAAGACAUUCAAAACAUCACCAACCGUGGACGUCCACUGUCAUCCACCCAGAUUCUGUGUGUUGCUCUUCGGUUUUUUGCCAACGGAAGUUUUUUAUAUAAUAUAGGUGAUGCAGAAAACAUUAGCAAGGCCACCGUCUGCAGAGCUGUGAGAAAAGUGUCCCUAGCACUAAAAAGACAAAUCAACUCCUUCGUUGUGUUCCCGGGACAUAAACCCGUGGGGGUCAUCAAGGAGGAAUUCCACAGAAUUGCAGGAUUCCCUGGUGUGAUAGGGUGCAUCGAUGGGACGCACAUUCCCAUCGUUGCUCCUUCAGAAAAUGAAGGAGACUAUGUGAACAGAAAAUCCAUUCACAGCAUCAAUGUGCAGGAGGAUUUGAUGGCUGUCUGCUGACCCUGACCCAGGCCCUCAACAGAACUUCAACCUGGCUCAUUGCAGGACGAGAGCCAAGGUGGAGAUGACCAUAGGCCUGCUGAAAGCCCGUUUCCAGUGCCUGCGUUACCUCAGGGUGACCCCUGAGAGGGCCUGUGAUAUAAUUGUGGCAUGUGUUGUUCUCCAUAAUAUUGCCACUGUUAGAGGAGAGCAACACCCUGCCCUACAAAUGGAGGAGCAUGAUGACAACCCCAUCCACCCCGCAGAGAUGCAGGACGGAAGAACAGUCAGAGACAGCAUAUGCAAUAAUCAUUUCACCGUUUAAAAUCAUAAUCACCAUCACCAA